Messenger RNA from Fusarium odoratissimum NRRL 54006, 402 nucleotides. RefSeq lists its product as uncharacterized. Bases 1 to 402 code for a protein of 133 amino acids. The transcript has a single exon. Lineage: Eukaryota; Fungi; Ascomycota; Sordariomycetes; Hypocreales; Nectriaceae. The record is from RefSeq and is a predicted model, not a curated record.
AUGCAAUGGAUGCCGACACUCUUACUCGGCAUGACUCGUGCCGGGCCUGGCAUUGUAGCGAUGCAGAUGAAUAGUCGACCAACAAAGUGCAACGCUGUUAUGGCUCCUAGGAUCACGACAUUGUUAGAUGAUAUGCGGACAACAAAACUAUCACAUACUUUCCAAUUACUACGGUCUGAUAAAGGAUUGUUUGUGGGUCUGGCUCAGCUCCCUCAACUCCAGCUUCAGAACCCACGAGGAUCAGGCUACACACUUCGCUUGGCAUUAGUCGAGUGUUUUUCUGCUGGCUGGACAUGCGAAGUAACCACUAAUGCUGACGAUUCCAAGACAACUCCUUUUGAUACAGCAGCUCUACUAUGUGAUUGCUCAACUUGCCCAAGCUCAGGUUCAGCGAUGGACUGA